AGAACUGCAAAUGAAAAAAGAGUGGGGAAUGAAAAUGUUGGAGCACUGCCAAAAUCUUCCAUUGGCAAUUGUGGUACUUGGAGGUGUUUUGGCAACAAAGAAGACACCAAGGGAGUGGGAAACAGUCUACAAUGAUAUAUGUUCAUCUUUAGCCAGGGGCAAGUAUCUCAAUCAACCAUAUAAGAAGGUGUAUGAUGCAUUGGCAUUGAGCUAUCAUCAUUUGCCAUAUGUUUUAAAGCCUUGCUUCCUUCAUCUGGGUAACUUCCCAGAGGAUUACGAAAUUCCCACAAAGAAGUUGUAUCAGAUGUGGGUUGCUGAAGGCCUUGUGACAGAGAGCAUCAUUUUGGGAGCAGAAUCUUUGGAGGAUGCGGCAGAACGCUCUUUGAACGACCUGGUUAGAAGAAACAUGGUUCAAGUGGGCAGAAGGAGUACCAAAGGAAAAAUAAAAACAUGUCAGCUUCAUGACCUUACACGAGACAUGUGCUCGCAGAAAGUGAAAGAAGAAAAUUUUCUUCACGUAGUUGGGCAUAAUUCCCCUGCCAUUGAGGAAAUGGGUGCAUCACUUUCCAAGGUAAAGUUGAGCUUCCGUCGUCUGGCAGUCUAUUUGGGUCAAAAUGCACCUGGAUCUCUUCACAAGUGUACCUCACAAGCGGAUCCACAUUUGAGAAGCUUCUUGUUGUUCCCAAUAGGUGAGUUGGAAGAAGAUUGCCGGGAGUGGAUGGCUAACCUGUGCAAGGAGCUCCAAUUGCUUCGUGUCUUGGAUCUCGAAAGAUGUUGCAUCAAAGGGAGCUUGCCUAGAAGAGUGAAAAAUUUAAUCCACUUAAGGUACUUGAGCUUGAAGGAUACUUCCAUCACUGAACUACCAUCAUCCAUUGGCAAUCUAAGGUGUCUACUGACCCUUGAUUUGCGAGUGCGGGAUGAAAUCUUGAUACCUGAUGUGUUCUGCAAGCUGACACGGCUAAGACAUCUGUAUCUUCCAAGAAAAUAUAAGAUUGGAGGAAGAUUGCAGCUUCACAUGUUGAGUUAUUUGAUGACGCUGGAAAACAUAAUCAUGAGUACAUUGCAAGGGCACGAUGACCUACUUCAUUUGAGCAACAUCAGGAAGCUUUCAAUCGUUGUUGAUGGGUUAUGCAGCAAGGAAAGCUUGAAGUUAAUCCACCAAUACAAAAGCAUGAAAUCAGGCCGUCUUCAGCGCAUUCACCUAAAACUUGAUGAAUCUAACAUCAUAAACGAGGAGGCAAAUAUUCUGUCAGAGUUCAGAAACAUUUGCAGACUUGAAGUUCAUUACAGCAAAAAUAGAUUCUGGCACCCGGAAGGCCCAAUAACUUCAAUAAACCUUUCCUCCCAAAUGCUGCCCAAGAACCUGACGUACAUACGUUUCUGGUUUGGAGACCUUGUACGUGAUCCGAUGCCAAUCGUAGGGAAGCUUCCUCACCUGCGAUCCUUGACUUUCAAUGUAUGCUUUGUUGGGUCAAAGAUGGUCUGUUCAGCUGAAGAUUUCCCUCAACUCAUUUACUUGGCACUUGAUGGCUUGUUUUGCCUAAGGGAGUGGGUGGUGGAGAAAGGAGCCUUCCCAAAGCUUGCCAAGAUGGAGAUAUACAAUUGUCCCAUUCAGAGAUUCCCAGAUGUGCUGCCUAAACCACUUGAGAUUGCUACCAAUGUGGAGAUACCAGGAAUCGAGUUGUACACUUGAGCUUGGUUUCAAUUGAAAGGAUCAGGAGUGGCUGCACACAGCUAUAGUUCAAUUAAAAUUCCUGAUUAGGAUGCCUCCCUUAUGGAAGGCCAAGUUGCGAUCCUCCAUAUCCAUUAGAAAACUAGUUCAAAUGUUCUCUCUUCUUUUUCUUUUGGGAAUGUUGUCUUUGUUGUUGUGAUUUAAUUAGCGCCAUUUAAGAUUUGGCUUGUUAAUCGGUUGCUUGUUCAUUUUAUGCGGACCUAUGUUAUUUCAACUUAUGUUCAAAAAAAAAAAAGGAAACCUUAAUCUA
This is a messenger RNA of Elaeis guineensis (African oil palm), 1982 nucleotides long. NCBI's taxonomy places the organism in Eukaryota, Viridiplantae, Streptophyta, Magnoliopsida, Arecales, Arecaceae. The record is from RefSeq and is a predicted model, not a curated record.